GGAAAAAAAAAAGAAAUCAGACCUAGAUAUAUAACGAAAGUACACCAAAAUAGCAGGGCGUUGAACAAAGACAGUACAACAAGGAACACGAUAUUGCCUGCUGCAAAAAAACCAAUAUCAGAACAAAAUGAGGUGGUACAAACUGGGAACACGAUAUUGGCUGCCGCAACAAAAACCAUAACAGAACGAAAUGAGGUGGUACAAACUGGGAACACGAUAUUGGCUUCUACAACAAAAUCAAUAACAGAACAAAAUGAGUUGGCUCAAACUGUCCAGUUGGAAAAUACACCAACAAAUAAGAAAAUAACUCUUAAAAAAACGAAUAAAGGAAAAGGAAAGAAAAACGAUGACCCAGACCGAAAACGACGCGUACGAAGAUGGGCCAUUCGUCCAAUAAACCGGGAUCGAGCAAUAACUGGAUUCCAUCGAAAGGUUUUUGCAAAUAUAAAAAAAAUGAGUCAAGAACAAUUUUUUGUACAUACUAGAAUGUCCAAACCUAUGUUUGAUUGGUUGCUAUCAUUUACUAAGAGCUCUUUGAAUAAAAAAAGGCAAAGGGUUUUGGCAGAAGAAAGACUUGUAAUUACAUUAAACUAUUUAGCAUAUGGAACGCCUUUACAAUCAAUUGCCUUUAAACAUAAAUUGGGUAAAUCGACUAUUCGAGAAGUUGUUUUGAGUACGUGCAGUGUUUUGUGGAGCUUACUAUCGCCUAUAUACCUUAGUGAACCAACAACUUCCCAAUACGCUGACAUUGCUGACGACUUUAAAAACAAAUAUGAAAUUCCCAAUUGUGUAGGGUUAAUCGAUGGAAAACAUGUGUCCAUACGAUACCGUGUCAUGGAUAAGACAACCACUUACAACAAAAGUAAUUUGAGCAUGAUUUUAUUGGGAGUAUGUGAUGCAAAGUAUAAAUUUACGGCCGUUAGUGUUGAAAACUUCGAUAAAAAGAAUGAAAAUGCAAUAUUUCAACUUUCACCUUUUUGGAAUGCAUUGAUUUCGGAUAAUUUACCUUUGCCGUCAAGUAAACCAUUAUUUCCAUCGUCUUCACACUUUCCCCACUACUUUAUUGCCAAUACAUCGUUACCAUUAAGAAAAAACAUAAUGCGCCCCUAUGUGGGAACAGAUUUAACCACAGAAAAAACAAUUUUCAACUAUAAUAUUUCACGAGCUGGUUCAGUUAUUGAAAAUAGCUUUGGAUUAUUGACUGCACGUUGGAGAGUACUUUUAACAACAAUUGAAUUUUUACCGGAAAGUUGUAAGACAAUCAUAUUGGCAUGUGUUGUACUACAUAAUUAUGUUAUGGCCAAUGACGAUGAUCAGUUGUAUUGUCCCACUAACUUUAUAGAUCGGGAAGGGGAAGUUGGUAACAUAAUACUUGGCGAAUGGCGCAGCGAGCUUAAAAAUAAUGGGGAUCAACCACUGCCAUCUAUGGCGACAAAUAUGGGCAAAUCUUGCUUUGAAGCUAAUAAUUUAAGAGAUACAUUAGCAAAUUAUUUUUCAAAUGAAUCAAUAUUUUAUGAUAUCGAAUUAUAAUCUUUUAAACUAUGACCUAUAUAAUAACAGUAAAAAUAAAAAUUUUUAAUUCUACUAUACAAA
Messenger RNA from Calliphora vicina (urban bluebottle blowfly), 1593 nucleotides. RefSeq lists its product as uncharacterized. The coding region runs from base 454 to 1530 and encodes 358 amino acids. The transcript has 3 exons. NCBI's taxonomy places the organism in Eukaryota, Metazoa, Arthropoda, Insecta, Diptera, Calliphoridae. The record is from RefSeq and is a predicted model, not a curated record.